This is a messenger RNA of Spea bombifrons (plains spadefoot toad), 2128 nucleotides long. RefSeq names its product zinc finger protein 391-like. Gene Ontology annotation, biological process: regulation of cytokine production; negative regulation of transcription by RNA polymerase II; regulation of immune system process. Lineage: Eukaryota; Metazoa; Chordata; Amphibia; Anura; Pelobatidae. The record is from RefSeq and is a predicted model, not a curated record. The transcript has 8 exons. Bases 163 to 2058 code for a protein of 631 amino acids.
UGGGACUACAACUCCCAGAACGCACCGCGGCGAAGGGCGGCCUAAUGAAUGGUUGAGGCGGAUGAGAGCUUUGUUAUUACCUUCCAGCACCCACUGGACUACUGUAAGCAAGAAGAAAAGUCCAUCUUUUUGUAGUGCUUGGUUUGUUCCUUGAGAAAUAAGAUGAGCACGGAAAAACAGCUGGCAACAGAUGAAAUUUUAAACCACAGCCUGGAAAUCAUCUUCUUGGUGACUGGAGAGAAUUACAUACUUGCGAAGAAGCAUGUGGGUGUUGAUAAAGGCACUCGAUGCACAUUAAAAGACACAUACUCACCUCAGACUCCUGAGCAGCUAGUUAAUUCCACUAUACAAGAGGGAAAUCAGAAUGCACCAGUCCCCGAGAGUGUUAUGGAACAGGCCAAAAUGAUCAUUCAAAUACUGAAUGAAGAGCUGCAUUGCUCUUCUGGUUCUGUUAACGGCACUGAGUCCACAAAACAUGUCUGCAAGGACCAGAGCCAAAUCUCAGAGCACUUAACAAACCUGGUUUUGUUGGUAAAUAAGAUGGAAGCUGCCAAGACCGAGAUAAAUGAAAAGAUUUUGUAUCAUACCUUGGAAAUCAUCCAUCUUGUGACCGGAGAUGAUUGUGUUGUAGUAAAGAAGCAUAGCGAAAGCACCAUUGCAAGCAGCAGCUCCGGUGCAUCAGAAGGAGACAAUAGGACCCAAAACCUCAGCAAGGAUCGUCAGCCCAACUCUGUAGUACAUGAGAGGAACAAUGCAAAGAGGAUACUAGGCCUAACCAAUAAAAUUAUUUGUGCAUUAAAUGGAGUGGUGCCCAUCAGAUGUGAAGAAGGUUCAGGCUGUACCUCCACUGAAGGAUAUUUUAAGGAUAUUUUGAAGAAUGGAAUGCCAGAUGAGUCCCUCCACUCAGAAAUAGAAAAACCUGAAAUUGAAAACCUUGACUUUAAUAUUGAUCCUCCAUCUCCUGAGUCUAUAAAAGAGGAAACCAGUUGUCAUAGUCCUGAAAAUCUCCAGAGCCAUUUGAAGUCCAGCAGGAGGAAGAACAGACCUGUGAGAGUUGUAUCAAGCUACGUACCUGUGCAGGUAGGAAGUAAAGAAUCCCCUCGCACCAGAUAUAAGCUGAAAAAAGUAACAGAGGCCCAAAGGACGCUUCCUGAUAGCAAGGACUACAAUGAAAGAACAGAUAUACCACAAUCCGAUACCACCAUACCAUCAGACUAUAAGUGCAAUCAGUGCUUUGAAAUCUUUAAUAGUGAAUCGGAUUACUCUUCCCAUACAUGUGCACAAGACACAGCGAUGCCACAUAAUAAGGUCAUUAUUAAAGAAGAACAAUCUGAGGAAGGAAUUGGUCGAUCUCAGGUUGUUAAACAACGUAGCAGAAGUUCCGGGUCAAAGCCAUACCAGUGUACUCAGUGUGGAAAAUAUUUUAGUAAAAGCUCUCACCUAGUUACACAUCAAAGGGUUCACACCGGUGAGAAACCAUAUAUGUGUUUGGACUGCGGAAAACGUUUCACUAGCAGCUCAACACUAGUUGACCACCAAAGGAUUCACAGAGGAGAGAAACCGUUUGUCUGUUCUGAUUGUGGGAAAUGUUUUACCAAGAACUCUAAUCUAGUUGACCAUCAGCGGACUCACACAGGAGAGAAACCAUUUCCAUGUAAAGAAUGUGGGAAGCAUUUUGCUCGUAGUUCAAAUCUUGCUGAACACCUCAAGAUUCAUACAGGAGAAAAGUCAUGUAUUUGUCCUGUCUGUGGCAAAGGGUUUUCCAGAUCCUCAAGUCUUCUAGAGCAUCAGAAAAUUCAUACUGGAGGAGAAACGUUUAUAUGUUUUGAAUGUGGUCAGUGCUUCACAAAGAACUCUAGUCUGGUUAGACAUCAGAGCAUUCAUACCGGGGAGAAGCCCUUUGUGUGUAUUGAAUGUGGGAAAUGCUUUUCUAAUAGUUCAAACCUAGUCAGACAUCAAAUCACUCACACAGGAGAGAAACCUUUCAUGUGCCCAAUAUGUGGGAGAUCUUUCAACCAAAACUCAAAUCUCGUUUCACACCAAAAAACUCACAAAUAAGAUUUUCAGUAACAAAAAUGUGUAUACUUUCACAAAUGCUAUAAAACCAUUGAGGUAUCAGAUGAUCAAA